Molecule: messenger RNA, 2079 nt
Organism: Aphanomyces astaci
Lineage: Eukaryota; Oomycota; Saprolegniomycetes; Saprolegniales; Verrucalvaceae
Exons: 7
Coding region: 7-1017 (336 amino acids)
Molecular function (GO): protein binding
Source: RefSeq, a predicted model, not a curated record
CUCGUGAUGGCGACGAGCUCUCCUCGUCCGUUUGUGUCCCUAAGGGGGGGCUCUGCGCGCACCAUAACCAUGUCGUCACCUCGUCAGCGGAGCGGCAUUGCGCGCGCCGCAACUGCGCACUUCUCAGCCGAUCUCGCACGCACGAAAACAAUCAACGAUACGCUUCCCCCAUCGCAGCAGCCCCCCGAUCAACGUAUCCCUCGAGCGUCGUUGUCACUCCGAACACACUUGGCCAAGCCCAAAGUGUCGGGAAAGCAACUGCAGCAACUUUUAUUGUGGCUCAACAGCCUCAAAGCGUGGCCAGAAGAAAUCACGUUGGAGCGGUUUCCUUCUCAAAUGCAAAAUGGCGUGCUGCUCUGCCACGUGCUGCAUGUACUUGUUCCAGACUUUAGCCUCGGCAAAGUCAAUCCUAAAGCCAAGUCCCUUCGAGCGGCCCAGCUCAAUCUCGAAGCCAUGUUGCAAUGCCUGAGCCGCUUUCCCAUGUGCACGCGCAACGUUCCUACCGCUGAAGCUAUGUGGUCUGGCGACCGAGGGGCGUUGGCUGUGUUUGUGCUCGAGCUGUUCCAUAAAGUCGCCGUCAGGCGCAUCCCUAUCCAAGCCGUGCGAGUGUGGUCUCAACGGAUCCUGCAGCAAUACGGCCACGCUUGCGACGAGUCGAUGUCAUGGGAUGUUUUGGAAACGGCCACCAACGAUAACGAUGCUCCUGGUCUGUGGGAUGCUUUUCGAAACGGCAUACGCAUGUGGUGCCUCUUGCAUUAUUACGGCUACGACAACUCCCCAGCAAGGCAUCGGCUGUUUCAGUCGUGCCGGAUGCAUACCCGUCCGACGGAGCGAGACGAACGUCAAUUGAACGUUGCGAUUGUGUGCUCGGUGCUCCAACAUUUUGGCAUUCCAUUGGUGUGGGACCCCGUCGGCCUCGUGACGCACAAGAGCCACCCGUUUGUGUUAGCGCAACUGCACCACCUCUAUGAAUGGUUGGGACCACACAUGCACACCCCACGCAUUGACUGUUGUUAGUUUGCACGACAAAGUGACGCCGUUAACGUUCGACACUAACCAACCCAUCCACCUGGCUCAAGGCGCCUGCAAUGCGGUGACAGUGCUCGGUUCGUACAUGCUUCCACCAAAUGUCCAACGGAGUAUUAUUGGGUAGGGCUACGCUUUGCAGACACGUUAGAGUGUGGAGCUACUGUUCGCGAUGAAGAGAUUGGGUGCUCGCAAGAAGAACAGCUACGUCGUCGUCCGUCGAUUUCUUCCACCAUUCGACAUUCAGCAGAAGAGCAAGGAUCACGUGCGAAUGACGUGGAGAUGAGAUUGUCUGCGACGACGGACGGCUUUCAAUGGGACGAGUACUUGCGAGUGAAACGGAGUAUUGCCAGCGAGGAAAUGAACCGCAUGACGGCGGAAGAAUCGUGGGGGAUCAUAAUCUCGUCAACAACGAAUCGAGGCUGACGACAGAGCUAUAUGUGUAAUUGUUUAUGCCGACGACGACGCAGGGUUCUUGCCCGUGGCGCUCAGAAACGCUCGCUUAAUGAGGGGAGUGGUGGCAAUGCACAGCGGCAAGCGGACGGCUUCGAGGAUUUCGUUCAUCAAGACAGCGAUGGCAAUGUUGCCGUAGGUCGGGUUCAGCUUUUCUAUGUCGAUGUACUGAUCCAGGCCAAGCGAUUGAAUCAAAUGGAUGGCGUCGCCGCCGCCAAUGUACCCAGCUUCGAGCGCGUAAUAGAUACCAACGCCGCUGCUUCCGUAGAGGGUAACCCACCACAAGACGAAUGGCAAUCCAUUCUCCUGCACCAUCGCGACGAAACCCUUCUUCUUCGCCUGCGCCUUCAACUUCUCAAUUUCAGCCUUUAGCUUGGUGUUCUCGGCUUCCAAAUCCGUUUCCCGCUGAGAUGACGUCGUGGAGAACGCCUUCGAAUGCGGAAUCGCGAACGGCAUCACACGAGUGUGGUGCGAACCGGAGCGGACUUGGGGGAAGGUGAGCUUCAGAGCUGACCCCCCAUACUUGCUUGAUCGCACUGCCGCUUGACGGAUGAGCGACGACAACAUGGUCAAUCGAUGACACACAGAAUGACGAUUUCG